Molecule: messenger RNA, 658 nt
Organism: Raphanus sativus (radish)
Lineage: Eukaryota; Viridiplantae; Streptophyta; Magnoliopsida; Brassicales; Brassicaceae
Exons: 4
Coding region: 165-551 (128 amino acids)
Source: RefSeq, a predicted model, not a curated record
GACGGCUCGGAGUCUAUUCGGGUUUACAGAGAGAGAAGCAGGAGCGUUCCCGUGGCCGUCGGUAUCAGUGAGAGAGAGAAAGUUCCUUGGAUCAAGUUUCUUCCUUUUUGAUUGGUAAUGUAAGCAGGAAGUUUGUUACUGGUGGUGGUGGUACUCUAGUUGCAAUGACAACGGAAACGGCAAAGAAGAAGAGAGCUCCACAGAUUCUCAAGAAAGAUACGGCACUAAGACUUGCUGAGAAGUGGGUCGCCAACAUGACGACGCCUGCAGAGGAUGAUCCUAUUGAGGCUCAGCAAGAAGCUCGACCACACAGGCUUGGACUUGGUGCUAAAGUGUCAAAGCAAAUGAAGCGUAGACCCUCAGACGACCCUCUUGACCAAAAACUACAGGCCAAGUUUGAUGCAGGGAGGAGAAAACAUGCAAGAGCUGAGGCAGAGGCUGCUGGUUCUAGCAAGAACGCUGGUGAUGACAGCGAGGAUGAUGAUGACGAAUCAGAAAGUAAAAGCAAAGCAUUUGGAAAGAAAAGACCAAACGCAAGUACGCCUCGUUAGUAUUUUCUGAUGUGGUGUGUACUUCAAAUCAUGGGCUUGUUUGUAUUUGGUUCCAUUGUUGGUGAAGAGCUAAAAACCUUAUAAUUUAUUUGAAUACUAUUGGAACA